AUGUACCUCGGCCACCCAGAGAAGGGCUUUUGUGAGAACCGUAUAUGGCUGUGGAAUAGCAAUCGGUGCAGCCGGGCUCGGGGUCUGGUCCUUUUUUGGGGCUGAUGUGGGUGGAUCAGAAGGUGACGAGACUCAAGGGCUAUAAAACUUAACAAAGCGGGGAGGAAGAGUACACCAUCCCAGAGUAAAGGACCCCGGCAAAGCAGACAGGGCCCAUACAGAUUGACCAUGUGUGACGAGGAGGAAAGUACAGCGCUGGUUUGCGACAACGGCUCCGGACUGUGUAAGGCUGGCUUCGCCGGGGAUGAUGCUCCCCGAGCGGUCUUCCCCUCGAUCGUGGGCCGCCCUCGCCAUCAGGGCGUUAUGGUCGGAAUGGGCCAGAAAGACAGCUACGUAGGUGAUGAGGCUCAGAGUAAAAGAGGGAUCCUGACCCUGAAAUAUCCAAUCGAGCAUGGCAUCAUCACAAAUUGGGAUGACAUGGAGAAGAUCUGGCACCACACUUUCUAUAACGAGCUACGUGUAGCCCCUGAGGAACAUCCAACUCUGCUCACUGAGGCUCCCCUGAACCCCAAGGCCAACCGUGAAAAGAUGACCCAGAUCAUGUUUGAGACCUUCAACGUGCCAGCCAUGUAUGUUGCUAUCCAGGCUGUGCUGUCCCUUUACGCGUCCGGCCGUACAACUGGUAUCGUGCUGGACUCUGGAGAUGGUGUCACCCACAAUGUGCCAAUCUAUGAGGGUUAUGCCCUGCCCCAUGCCAUCAUGCGCUUGGAUCUGGCUGGCCGUGAUCUCACUGACUACCUCAUGAAAAUCCUUACUGAACGCGGCUAUUCAUUUGUCACCACAGCUGAACGUGAGAUUGUCCGUGAUAUUAAGGAAAAGCUGUGCUACGUGGCUCUUGACUUUGAGAAUGAGAUGGCCACAGCUGCCUCCUCAUCUUCCUUAGAGAAGAGUUAUGAACUGCCUGAUGGCCAAGUCAUCACCAUUGGCAACGAGCGCUUCCGUUGCCCAGAGACUCUCUUCCAGCCAUCUUUCAUUGGAAUGGAGUCUGCAGGCAUCCAUGAGACCACAUAUAACAGCAUCAUGAAGUGUGAUAUCGACAUCAGGAAGGAUUUGUAUGCCAACAACGUACUGUCUGGAGGUACCACCAUGUACCCUGGUAUUGCUGACCGUAUGCAAAAGGAAAUCACAGCACUUGCUCCCAGCACCAUGAAAAUCAAGAUCAUUGCUCCUCCUGAGCGCAAAUACUCAGUCUGGAUUGGUGGCUCCAUCCUGGCCUCUCUCUCCACCUUCCAGCAGAUGUGGAUUAGCAAGCCCGAAUAUGACGAAGCUGGUCCAUCCAUUGUACACCGCAAAUGCUUUUAAACCGUCAUCUUUCCUCUCUCCUCUUUUUGUAUCUUUUUGCAACAAGAAAACUGUGAAUGUGCAAUUAGAGAAACAUACUUUUUACUGUUUUCAUUCCAUUGCUCUGACACUAGAUAUUAGCUGUAGCUUUAACUGAAUGAAUGGGAGUUUUUAAAAUAAAGUCAGAAUGUGUUGCCAGUA
Rhincodon typus (whale shark) is the source of this 1542-nucleotide messenger RNA. RefSeq names its product actin alpha 2, smooth muscle (gene acta2). The transcript is spliced from 9 exons. NCBI's taxonomy places the organism in Eukaryota, Metazoa, Chordata, Chondrichthyes, Orectolobiformes, Rhincodontidae. The record is from RefSeq and is a predicted model, not a curated record. Bases 229 to 1362 code for a protein of 377 amino acids.